AUGUUGUGCUGGAGGUGCUUGGCAUGCCCUGUAUCGCAGCCCGUCCCGAGGUUUGCGAGGCUAGAGGGAGAUAUCCAAGACCGCUGCACUACUAUGGAAGCGGACCUGAAGCAGAAGCUCUCCAAAAUGGAGGGCCGCUGGAACGAGAAAUGUUCCUGCUUCACCGUGGAGGUGAGUCGCCUCGUUGACUCCAAGCUGGAUGGAAAGCUUGAUGUCUCGCUUUGGGACGAGCUGAAAGUGGACAUCGAGGUGCAUCGAUGCUUCGAAGAUGUGAGCUUCUGCAAGCAGCGAACUUUGGAACCUGUCGAAUCUCUCCAGCCAGCCAGUUGUGGGAUGCCCGCGAUUUCCCACGAACUCACACCGGUUGUCCCUUUCGAAGUUGCUCAUCGUGGAACAAUUUCGACCCAUGCGGCAUGA
Messenger RNA from Symbiodinium sp. CCMP2456, 417 nucleotides. The record is from the annotation of a GenBank genome assembly. NCBI's taxonomy places the organism in Eukaryota, Dinophyceae, Suessiales, Symbiodiniaceae.